Molecule: messenger RNA, 933 nt
Organism: Corylus avellana
Lineage: Eukaryota; Viridiplantae; Streptophyta; Magnoliopsida; Fagales; Betulaceae
Source: RefSeq, a predicted model, not a curated record
UUUGCUUUUGAUAUUGUACUAUCGGUCGGACGAUGCUUCAAUGUGAAAUUUCUGACAACCGCUGUCAUUUCUUUCUAAAGCUAGCAGAUAUAUGAGUAAAAGAUUGCGCUGCCAAAACAGUUGCUAUAAUCCUUUUUAACUCAAAAGUCUGAUCAUCAUAUUGAUAGGAUCGAUAUCAAUAGGUUCCAGGCAUGCAGCAAUGAAGAAAUCUUCAAUAUACCCCAGAUUUGAAAUGAGUGCUUAUGGGAGCGACAGAUUUGAUCCUCAUGUGGACUUUUCCCAGUUCUUGGCAGAAGCAAGACACCAUGCAAGAGGAGUAGAUUUGCAGAGCUCAUCACUGCGUCCAGAAGAAAAUGGACAGGGAAGAUCGGAGGAGGAAGAGAAAAAGGGAAAGAAAUCAUGGAAAAACAAUCUCUUUUCAUGGUGGAAAACAAACAGAAAGAACAAGUCGCCUCAGGCCAGUAAUUGUUACAAUCAUAUUCCAAAAAGACGGCGGAUAUUGUCCGGUCCAGUCUAUGGCAGUGGUAAGACCAAUGAUGGCAGGCACCGGCGUCCCACUUCCGGGCCUCUCACCGGUCUUUUCAACCCCACAAAGACGUCGGAGAAUGAAAUACCUUACAGUUGUCUUCACCAGCUUGAAAGUCCUCGUUCUGUUCACACCUACGGGCCUCUUUACCUUGUAACGUAGUAUAUGGACAUCAACAAGUUCAUUGGGGAAUUUUGACUUCUGUUUAGGUGAAACAAUUGAUUUCUAAAUUGAUAGCAUGCAGCAAUCGGAUCAUUUUGUAGAAAAAUGCAAGGCUUUUGCAGCAAUCCAAGCAAUGACAACUUCAUUUUACCAUGUAUCAUGUUUCCUUGGUGUAUGAAUUUUAUGUAAUAUUGCUUUUGCUGCUAAUACGUUACCAGAGAACAAUGUUUCUCAUUGUUCUUAUC